Molecule: messenger RNA, 2482 nt
Organism: Manduca sexta (tobacco hornworm)
Lineage: Eukaryota; Metazoa; Arthropoda; Insecta; Lepidoptera; Sphingidae
Product: 8-oxo-dGDP phosphatase NUDT18
Exons: 1
Coding region: 312-1313 (333 amino acids)
Molecular function (GO): 8-oxo-dGDP phosphatase activity; magnesium ion binding; 8-oxo-GDP phosphatase activity
Source: RefSeq, a predicted model, not a curated record
AUACUAGUACUACACACGAAAAGUAGUCUUAGAGUAAGUAGGUACCUCGGCAUUUACUCAUAGUACAUAGUAUUACUUACUGGUACUUACUCUAUGGUGUGGCAGUGAAUGUCAACGUGUAUGGUGUUGUGUGUUGACAAAUGCGUAAAAUAAUAAAUGAAAAUACUUUUGGCGCAAAAUUGUUCAUACAUACAUUUAUUUUACCUUUUGCUAUUGUGUUAAAUUGUGGACAUACUUAAGAUUCAUUUUAUCGACACAUUUAUUUUAUUUGUGAUAUCCUGAAUUUGACGUUUUUUAGAAACUGGGUAACUAUGUCGCGCCAAGUAGAUCUUAGUUUAGCAAGAUUAAUAGAUGGAUUCGGAUUAGAAGGGGACGAACAUGAUUUUUGUGAUUUUACUAUUGCCGAUCAAAAUUCAGUUGCAGAAUCUCAGGGUAUAACACCCACAACUCCAUCAAAUUUUAAACCUGUCCUUGGCGGCAACGUCACCUAUGUGGUCGCGUGUGUCAUCAUUAAUGAAUCGAAUGAAGUUUUGAUGAUGCAGGAAGCGAAAGAAAGUUGUGCCGGUAAAUGGUAUUUACCUGCAGGACGUAUGGAGAAGGGAGAGACUAUUGUCCAAGCCACCAUCAGAGAAGUUUUAGAAGAAACCGGAUUACAGUGCGAUCCAAAAACUCUCCUGGUUGUGGAAACUGCGGGCGGAAUGUGGUACCGGUUUGUUUUGACUGGAGACGUGAUUGGAGGAGAACUAAAGACACCUGCAAGUGCUGAUAAGGAAUCUUUGCAAGCAAAAUGGAUUGGUAAUUUACAAGAAAUAACUUUGAGGUCAAAUGACAUCAUUCAUCUUAUAGAAAAGGCCCGUCUAUACAAACAAAGCAAAUCAACUGGAACUUGGCACAAAGACAUUUUGCCAGCUUCAACUCCACAUGUUAAAGAUCUAUUGAGGCUCAUAGUUGUUAUAAAGAAAAGAAGUACAAAUAAAUUACAUGUAUUGUUAAGUGAAAAAGCUGCAUUACAUUUUCCGAUGUGUGAAAUUAACCCAGCUAAGAGUGUACAUUCCACAUUGAGAAGAUUUAUGGUGGAGAUGUUUGGUGCAGAUGUUAGUCAACAUAGGCCCUUGGGACUGCUUAAUGUGGAGGCAGACCCAUCUGCAGAUGGCUGUUGCCUCACCCUUCUAGUUGCAUUCAGGUCUCCACUGGAAGAAGUGCCAUUGAUUGGAAAAUGUGUUUGGCAAGAAGUGUCACAGGAUACUGAAAACAAGCUGCUCUCUAUGAUAACCACAAAAUAUUCCACAGUAGAAUUACAUGUGGUUCGUUAACAUUGUAUAAAAUACAAUGUGUUACAAAAAUACUCCCCGUAAAAUUAAUACAAAUAACUUUCAGAUCUUAUCUUAUUUUGAUAUGAAUAUCACAUAAUUUGUUAUGAAUAUUUGCUCUGAGCAAAAUGUUUAUUCCAUUAUUUUUAAUUUUAUAGCUUUAAUUUUUGUCUCAAUUUAUUUUAUGUUACUUGAAUUAUUUAAUAAUAUGAUAAUCCGUCCAUGAUAUGAUAGUAUUAUGAUUUAAAAAAAUAUAUAAUCUAUUAUCAGUUAAGGUAAUUUACUUUUUGUGUACCUGGAAUUAUUUUUACUAUUUCUUUUACAAUUUAUAUAAGAAUGGCAUUAUAAAUUUUUUCUGUGUUUUUUUUUAUGAGCUGCAUUUCAGAUACAUAAUAUUAUACAUAAGUCAUGUAGAAAAAAAGUAGACUGGUUUUUUAACUUUGAAUAUAUGGGGAUACUUGAAACCAAAGGAGAAGCUUUUCAAGGAAACAUUUAAUUUUUUUGUGUAAAAACACUGGAAAGUCAAUUGUUUCGUUAAGCACAAAUUAAAUAUAUUCAAAGAAAAUAUAUUCGAAGAUUCCAUAAAAAUAUAUUCAAAGUUAAAAAAAUGCCAUACCCAAAGUGUGAAGAGUUAAAAUUAUAAUUAUUGUCAAUAUAUAACAAUUAGGUAGUUUUAAUAAAAUUUGUACACACGAGUGCAGUAACUAACCAAGAGCUAAAUCUUCUAUAGUAUUGUAUAGUAUGCUUUUUGUGGCAAAUUAUUAUAAUACUUGACAGAUAACAAAUUAUGAUUGAAACUUGAUUGCAAUAUUAUAACAGAUAAUAAAUAUUGACAGUCCCAUAAAUAACAAGCGGUCUGUUAAUAACAGACAUUUUGCAGGUUGAAUCAAUAAAAUAGAUGAUGCCAAAUAUUUUUCUAUUUGUUUUUAUAUUUACCAGCUCAGUACUCUUAUCACAUUAAGACAGAAUCAUGAAAUUAAAAAUGAAAUUCAGUCUUUCCCUAUAUCUAAAGCUUUUUCAUUCCUAAAGUCAACACUGCAUGUAAUUAUAUAAAUUACUAUUAUUUACCUAUUGUAAUCUCUACUGUUGUUUAAGAAUAUGUUAAAUACCUAUUUAGUAUUUCUUUUUUUGUUUUACAAAUUAUACUAAUAAACUUUUUUAAAGAAAUUAUU